CAACGCAUCCGAACGAAGUGUUGGGCUCGGGAAGGUAGUGUCAAUAAUAACGAAUUUCCGAGCGAUUUUUUUCGCUCUUUAACCUCCUUUUCUCGCUCUGUCCUCGCCCCCCUGCGACGGAGAAGGAGGAGGAUAAGUGAGGAUAAUUAGGAAGCGAGAAAAGGGUGAGGGAGAGGUGUAAUAACAGCGAGAGAGUGGAGUACAGAGGACGCGUGAAGCACACGCGAGAGAGAAAUGCCCAGCAAGUGACACAAUCAACAGGCAAGAUGGACAAUAGCAUGUAUUACCAGUAUAACCGAUUUGCCGACAAGAGCAAAUCGGAGCAUGAAGGCUAUGCAACAGCCCCUCCAGUGACAAACACAGUGCAGAAUUCAAACCAAAACCAAUUUGGCAAAUUUGGGGCGACCACAAUGCAGAGGCAAUCGCAGUACCAAGGUUCCUACAAUUCAAUGGACACCAAUGACUCCAGUCAGUCCACCAAAUUUGGAAAUACAUCCCAGAGACCCCAGCAGUAUAGUGAGUCUGGGGAUGCCAACAAAACAGAUGCAUCCCAGACAGAGAGGUAUGGAAGUGGAUCACAGAAGCAAGGACAGUAUGAUGCAUCCUAUGAAAUGAUGGACAUGCAGAAUUCAAAUAGGUACGGGAGUGGCUACGGGAAUCCAUACAUGAUGGGCGGCUACUACGAUGACUACGGGCAUUCAGGGUAUUAUAGUGACUACGGGAUGUAUAGUGGGUAUGGCUAUUCACAUACAUCUGAGAGGUAUGGAGAGAUGGAUUACUAUGGUGGUUCCGGUAUGCAGGAAGGUUAUGGAGGCACCAGUCAGUCUGGGAACUAUGGAAGUGGGACUCAGUCUCAGUCAAAUAAUAAAUUUGGCACUAAGGACCAGUCUGAGGAAUACGGAAGUUAUAUGACUAAUAGGUUUACAAAUAAAACCCAAAGUGAGAACUAUGGAACCCCGCCUCCCCCACCAGGGAACAGAUUCGGAAGUAAAGAUCAGCCAAACAACUAUGAGCCCCCCCCACCACCCCCACCAAACCGAUUUGGGAAUAAAGACCAGCCAAGUAAUUAUGGGACUCCACCUCCACCGCCAAGCCGAUUUGGCAACAAAGAUAUACCUAAUUUAUACGGAACUCCACCGCCCCCACCCAGCCGAUUUGGGAACAAGGAACAGUCAAGCAACUAUGGAACACAGCCACCUCCACCUGGCCGUUUCGGGAACAAGGACCAAGUGGACAACUAUGGAACUCCUCCACCUCCCCCACCAGGACGCUUUGGAGGCAAGGAUCCACCAAACAAAUAUGACCAGCCACCCCCUCCUCCACCAAGUCGCUUCGGUAGCAAGGACCAACCAAACAAUUACUCAAACCCUCCUCCUCCCCCAGGCAGAUUUGGAAACAAAGAUCAGGGAGACAGCUUUGGAAAAUCCAAUGUUCCAGGUCGAUUUGGAAAUAAUGACAAUGACAAUGGUGGAUAUGGAACCCCACCUUUAGGCAACAGAUAUGGAGGCAAAGAUAUGCCAAACAGGUUUGGAGGUAAUGACCAGGGAGACGGCUACUCAAGCUCCUAUCCACACAACCGCUUUGGGAAUUCAGAGUACUCGGACAGCUACAGCAAAUCAAAUCAAGGGAACAGGCCUGGUAAUUCUGGCCCUUCAAACAAGUUUGGAAAUUCAGACCAGAUGAACAGAUUUAAUAAUGAGGAUCCCUCAGAAAACUACGGGGGAAACCAAGGCUACUCUAACAGAUAUAGUGGUGGAAAUGACCGUGAUGACUAUAGGAACUCAGACCAGAUAGACAGGUUUGGAAAGCCACCUCAGCAUAGCAAAUCCAACUUGUCCAACUCAUCAAAUGCACCCAAUGCAUCGCAGAGCUUACUUGGAACACCAAAUAUGAACCAGCAAAAUAAUUUUGGAAACAACACAAACAAGCAGCAGCAACAGCAGCAGCAACAACAACAACAGAAGCAGCAGCAGCAACAGCAGCAGCAGCUUAACAAACCAACACAGAGCUUACUGGGUUUCCCAAAUUCGGGGAAACAAAACUCAAUGGGAAACACAGGGCAGAAAUUUAACCCUGCUCCAGGGCUCUUAGAUCUACCAGGCAGCAACCAGAUGAAUAAAUUUGGGAAUAACAACCAGAAGCAGCAGCAGCCAUUUGGCAUAAUGCCAAGUCUGUUAGGGUUUCCUGAUGCAGAAAUGUUUAAUAAAUUCACAAGUGCCAUGCAGAAGAUGGCACAGGCUCAGUUCAACGCCGCAGGUGGCUUGUUGCCGCCCCCAGAUAUGGCCAAUCGAUGUGGUGGAAAGAAUGCAGAGAUUGCCCCUCCAUCCAGCAUGGCCCCUUGUAAGGAGCCUGAGCGCUUUAAUGAACUCCCCAAGAAACCAGUGGCCACAACCAAGAAGCCACUUUCACAGCAAGGCCCACCUCGGAACCCUACACAGCAGGGUAUGCUACCUGUAAGGGGUCUUCAAGCACAGCUCCAGAGCCUUCAGGCACAAAUCCAAAGUAGGGGCCCAAGUUUAGGAAUGGCUGUAGAGCCAGGGAAGAACACGGUGCACUUUGACCUCCUAACUGGGAAGAUGAUUGGCCAGAAGCCACCCCCAAUGACCUUCCAAAGAGGGGGGAAAGGAGGACCACCCCAAGGACGUUUCAGCAAACGGGCUGGACUUGGCAUGAAGUCAGCCAUGGGAGAGGGCCACUAUGGCAAGGGAUUCAAGGGACAGAAGCAGAUGAACAAGAUGGCUAUGAAGAUGGGGAAGAACAAGGGUCAAAUGAAUAAGGCACAAAUGAACAAAGCCAUGAAGCAAGGCCAGUUCAAUAAAGGCAACACAAAGAUGGGCCAGAGGAUGGGGCAGUAUAACCAGUCAAUGGCAUUCCAGAAUCCAUGGGCCAAAAAGGGCCAGUUGCAUGCCACUGCUCCAAUCACAUCACUGUUUGGAAUGAAGAUGAUGCGCAAGAUGGGAUGGACUCCUGGUGAAGGUCUUGGCAAGAACAGGAAGGGGACGCUCGAGCCCCUGCUUGUCGACGUCAAGACUGAUAGGAGAGGAUUGCAUGCCAAGCAGGAGUCCGCACCAAAGAGGGCAGCUGCACCCAAACUCAAGGAAUUUGAUGGGAAACAUCCUGUGUCGGCACUGAUUGAGCUGUGCACAAAGCGUGAGUGGCCGCCACCGGAGUUCGACAUGAUCUACGACUGUGGACCAGACCACAAGAAGAACUUCCUCAUGAAGGUGAUAGUAAACGGGCAUGAGUUCCGGCCCUCAGUAGCAGCAUCGUCCAAGAAGCUGGCCAAGGCAAAUGCAGCAGCUGCCUGUCUUGGGUCCAUCAAGGAUCUGUUCCCUGACCCUCCAGAACCCAAGGCAACGGGUGAGGAAGGGGCCAAGAGUGCCCCCCCACCAGCUGCUGAGACAGAGGCCAAGGCAUAGGACACUGCACUGCGAUAAGUAAGGGGGGGGGGGAGUAGGAAGAAGAAGACGGUACAAAGAAGGAUGAGGUGAUAGGCGAAAAGAGAAGAAGGGAGGAGUAGAGGACAUAGAAAAGAAUACAUUACAUGGAGAUAAAGAGAGCAAAGAGAUGGAAAAGUGAAGGAAAAGCAAGGAGGACUGACUACUGGAAGUACAGAAGCAGAUGCAAGGAAUAGGAAGAAGGAGUAGGUGCAGAUGAUAAGAGGAGGAGGAAAAAGAGGACAAAGAUUGGAAAGAAGAAAAAGCAUGAGGGGAAAAGAGGAAAAAAGAAGAUGAGGAGGAAAUAGGAGACAGACAGAGAGGAAAAGGAAAAGCAAAAGCCGCGUGUCCCUGAAAGUGUGACAUUUAUUUUUAUAAUUUUUCCGUUUGUUCCUUGUACGCUCUCAAAAGAGGACAAACAUUCUCUCUCUUUUUUUUUUUUUUUCUUCUGAGGAGAUGAUCUCUGAUUUUGCUUUUCACUCUCCCAAGGUUGUCAUUCUUUGUUAUUUAUAUUGUUAGAAGUAUUAUUAUGUACAACUACUGUUAUUAUUGACAUGGAAUGGCAAGAAUACACGCCAAGUCCCUUGUGGCCUUUUGUUCAUUGAUUAUCUUCACAUAUAAAUAGCUCCACAGGUCAUUAAUUACCAAAAAGUCAGUUCUUCCUAGCUUAUUUGUUUACCCUUCUUCCUCAAAUUUUUAUUUAUUUAUUUACUCUUGUUGAUAAAAUUCAAAUCACAAUGUCAACAACAACAGUGAUAUAAACAUUGAUAUGAAGAGUAUUAGAAAAAAAAAAAAAAAUCCUUAAAGAAAAAAAAAAAUUGAGGAAAGGGGAAACGUGUUGACGACAUGUAAGGUUACAAAUUGGCGCUGUGGUGGCUGAGCGCUUGUGGAACCGUGGAAAGCCAAAUAAAAUUCACAAAAUAGAAUGACAGUAUACAGUGAGAUUAUCCAGCAACAUUGAGUAAAAAUUAUUAUUUUUAUUAUUUUUAUUAUUACUAUUAUUAUUAUUAUUAUUAUUAUUAUUAUUAUUAUUAUUAUUAUUAUUAUAUAUUUACUUUGUUUAUUCAAUAAUUUAUUCUCCAGUUUUAAUUUUCAUCACCCAAUGUCAGCCAAUUUUUCUAUUACAUAAUAAGAAAACAAUUGCCAUAGACCAACUGACGGAGAGAAUGUUUGACAGUCUCAAACCUAUAAACAAACAAACAAACAAAACACAAAACAAAGAGUCUUCUCUUUUUAAUAUGCGUAUUUUAUUUUUCUUCUUUAUUUAAUUGUUAGUGUAAAGAUAGUUAGAUGUUAGAUCUAAUGGAUGGAGUUUGUUAGGUGUAACUUUAGUGAAGAUUUGACAUGUGGUGUAAGAGUGAGUCUUUCUCUAUCUCUCUAUCUCUAUCUCUAUCUCUAUAUCUAUCUCUAUCUCUAUCUCUAUCUCUAUCUCUAUCUCUAUCUCUAUAUCUAUCUCUAUCUCUAUAUCUCUAUAUCUCUAUAU
Messenger RNA from Penaeus chinensis, 4920 nucleotides. RefSeq names its product trithorax group protein osa-like. The transcript is spliced from 6 exons. Gene Ontology annotation, biological process: regulation of cell cycle; regulation of mRNA splicing, via spliceosome. The record is from RefSeq and is a predicted model, not a curated record. Lineage: Eukaryota; Metazoa; Arthropoda; Malacostraca; Decapoda; Penaeidae. Bases 267 to 3419 code for a protein of 1050 amino acids. Gene Ontology annotation, molecular function: RNA binding.